Messenger RNA from Delphinapterus leucas (beluga whale), 446 nucleotides. Lineage: Eukaryota; Metazoa; Chordata; Mammalia; Artiodactyla; Monodontidae. The record is from RefSeq and is a predicted model, not a curated record.
GUUGAGAAGGGAGAGAAGAUUUUUGUUCAGAAGUGCGCCCAGUGCCAUACUGUGGAAAAGGGAGGCAAGCACAAGACUGGGCCAAAUCUCCAUGGCCUGUUUGGGCGAAAGACAGGUCAGGCUGUCGGAUUCUCUUACAUAGAUGCCAACAAGAACAAAGGCAUCACCUGGGGAGAGGAGACACUGAUGGAGUAUUUGGAGAAUCCCAAGAAGUACAUCCCUGGAACAAAAACGAUCUUCGCUGGCAUUAAGAAGAAGGGAGAAAGGGCAGACUUGAUAGCUUAUCUCCAAAAAGCUACUAAUGAGUAAUAGUUGGCCACUGCCUUAUUUAUUAUGAAACAAAUGUCUCAUGACUUUUUAUGUGUACCAUAUUUAAAUUGAUCUCAUACACUAGAAUUCAGAUCAUGAAUGGCUGAUGUAAUAUUUCUGUCCUGAUUUAAAUAAGA